CUCGUGGAAGGUGUACGAUGCCAGACGCGCGUCACCCACUACGAGGGUAGGACGUACUUUCGUUCGGUAUUCUUGUAAACUCACGUAACCUUUGAAGUUCAAGAGGACUUUCGAAUACGAAAUUUUUCAUCGAAAUAAAAAUGGCUACGGAAGCUGCUCAACUACCUCAUUUCGAAGUUUUCCAUCGUGUUCUCGAGCUUCCAAUGAUUGAAAUGGCUUUAACCAAAUCGGUAGAAACUUAUAGUAAGUUAAAAGAUUCCCAUUGGUUAGUACAUUGGGCUCUAACCACGGCUGAAAGUUCUUUCGAGAGUGCUACCAGACAAGCUGUACCCAUAGCGGCUCCCCUAGCUAAGAAACUCGAGAAUCCUAUUCAUUUUGUCGACCACACGCUCUGUCUCGGUCUCGACAAAAUCGAAGAAAGAGUACCAUUGGUGAAGGAGAAACCCGAGCAGAUUUUAGCGAAUGCCUACGGCCUAGCCGUAAAAAAAGUUCAACCAGCAGUUUCCACGAUUUAUCAUGUGAACGGAACUUUGAUAGAACAGGCUACAAAUCUGAGAGAUCUCAGCUGGAACAAAGCGAAUCAAAUUUUGGAAACUCAUUACGGUACAGCAGCUGUGAAAGGUUUGGACAAUACCGCAAUAGUCGUGGACAAUUUGAUAGACGUAUAUUUUCCUGCUAUUGGAGAGGAAGAUCAAACUGAUUCUACGAUGAAGACGGAAGAAGAGGACAAACUUCUUCAUAGUUUGCAAACCGUUGGCCGCUUAUCUAAUAAAGCAGCUCGACGUGUCUAUAUAAAUAUGUUUCAUCGUACAAAAACCCUUAGCAAGGACAACCUAAGAAGAUAUAUCGCUUUUCUCCUGGAAUUUUUACAACUUACACAAUACAUACAUGCGAUCAAUGAAAAAGUGAUCGAAUUAACCAGUCCUCAUAAAUGCGAGACCGUCAACAAACAAACGUCGAAUAACCAGAAUUCAAAUUCGAAAUAAUUUGUAAUAAUUUACAUUUUUUUUAUCUUUAUAAGCAUUUUUUAUCAUGAUUCAUUAUAUUUUGAUUAUAUAAUUAAUAUCAUUUAACCAAAUGUAUUUCUCUCGGAAAAGUAAAAAUAUUGUUCGUAAGAAAAAAAGAAAAAAGAAAAGGGGGGAAAAUAUAAAUCGAUUAAUACAAAUCUUACUCUCGAAAAACGAUCUUGAAAUUUCUGCUUAUAUCAUAUUGUCGUCCGCAUUUCAAAUUUUUCCGUGAUGUACUUCAAAUUUCUAGUCCAAAGUCCAACGCAUUAAUCUAUAUGUGUCGUGUGUGUUCAAUUUGCGAUAUUAAAAUGAGGAUAAUAGACAGGUUCCAAAUCUAUAUAUGUAAAUCAUAAACAGAGAUAAGUCGAAGAGAAACGUUUCAACCUUUGAACAUUACAUUCGAAUGACAACGCUAAGUCUGUCAGACUUCCCUGUGUUAUUGAUUUUCGUUAUCUUAGAUAUAUCAAUCAGAUUAUUCAUAAAACCAUCUUCUUUAUUAAAUACGUUUAAAAAAAAAAAA
This is a messenger RNA of Vespula pensylvanica (western yellowjacket), 1527 nucleotides long. Its product is annotated as lipid storage droplets surface-binding protein 2-like. Lineage: Eukaryota; Metazoa; Arthropoda; Insecta; Hymenoptera; Vespidae. Gene Ontology annotation, cellular component: cytosol; lipid droplet. The transcript is spliced from 4 exons. The record is from RefSeq and is a predicted model, not a curated record. The coding region runs from base 141 to 986 and encodes 281 amino acids. Gene Ontology annotation, biological process: positive regulation of triglyceride storage; lipid storage.